Suricata suricatta (meerkat) is the source of this 7835-nucleotide messenger RNA. It is a transcript of the gene AMOTL1, whose product is annotated as angiomotin like 1. Gene Ontology annotation, biological process: angiogenesis; regulation of cell migration; actin cytoskeleton organization. The record is from RefSeq and is a predicted model, not a curated record. Bases 184 to 3048 code for a protein of 954 amino acids. Lineage: Eukaryota; Metazoa; Chordata; Mammalia; Carnivora; Herpestidae. Gene Ontology annotation, cellular component: plasma membrane; cytoplasmic vesicle; bicellular tight junction. The transcript has 13 exons.
GACCCAGCAGCGGCUGUCUGUCGGCCUCGGGGCUGGAGGGGAAGCCCCGGCGUUUCUCUCCUUCCUGUGUGAAUGGGGCUGACUGUCUGGCGCCGCUUCCCCGCGCUGCCCCACGCCAUGCCCUGCACGCUGCCCGGCGGCCGCCUUCCCCAGCCGCGCCACUGAACUAGCCAUGGUCGCCUCAUGUGGAGGGCAAAGUUGCGCCGGGGAACUUGUGAGUCAGCCGUGAAAGGACCCUCUCCUGUUUGUUACAGCUCCGGUAGUCCCACCCCAAUUCUAGAAGACCCCAACUACUUCUUCCCAGACUUCCAGCUCUAUUCUGGGAGGCGCGAAGCAUCUGCUUUGACGGUGGAGGCAAACGGUGGCAUCAGGGAAAAAGUUGUUGAGGAUCCUCUGUGUAACUUCCACUCCCCGAACUUCCUGAGGAUCUCAGAGGUGGAAAUGAGAGGUUCCGAGGAUGCGGCAGCUGGAACAGUAUUGCAGCGGCUGAUCCAGGAACAACUGCGGUAUGGUACCCCGACCGAGAACAUGAACUUGCUGGCCAUUCAGCACCAGGCCACAGGGAGUGCAGGACCAGCCCACCCUACAAACAACUUUUCUUCCACGGAAAACCUCACCCAAGAAGACCCACAAAUGGUCUACCAGUCGGCACGCCAGGAACCGCAGGGUCAAGAACACCAGGUGGACAACGCGGUGAUGGAGAAACAGGUGCGGUCCACGCAGCCUCAGCAGAACAAUGAGGAGCUGCCCACUUAUGAGGAGGCCAAGGCCCAGUCCCAGUUCUUCAGAGGGCAGCAGCAGCAGCAGCAGCAGCAGCAGCAGCAGGGGGCUGUCGGCCAUGGCUACUACAUGGCUGGGGGCACCAGUCAGAAGGCCCGGACUGAGGGGAGGCCCACGGUGAACCGCGCCAACAGUGGACAGGCGCAUAAGGACGAGGCGCUCAAAGAGCUUAAGCAGGGCCACGUCCGUUCACUCAGUGAGAGAAUCAUGCAGCUGUCCCUGGAGAGGACCGGAGCUAAGCAGCACCUUCCUGGCUCAGGGAGUGGAAAGGGGUUCAAGGCGGGAGGGGGCCCCUCCCCCGCCCAGCCCGCAGGCAAAGCGCUGGACCCCCGGGGUCCUCCACCCGAAUACCCCUACAAGACCAAGCAGAUGAUGUCCCCGGUGAGCAAGACCCAGGAGCAUGGACUUUUUUACAGUGACCAGCACCCGGGGAUGCUCCAUGAGAUGGUCAAGCCGUACCCUGCUCCUCAGCCCGCAAGAACAGAGGUGGCCGUGCUGAGGUACCAGCCACCCCCGGAGUACGGGGUCACGAGCCGCCCCUGCCAGCUCCCUUUCCCGUCGACAGUGCAGCCGCACAGCCCGAUGUCCUCCCAGAGCCCCUCCGCCGGGGGGCCGCUGCACUCCGUGUCCAUGGCGCUCGCGCUUCCCAUGACCCUGGCGGCCCCGCAGCCCCCGCCCGCCGCUUCCCCCAGCCAGCAGCUCGGGCCUGACGCGUUCGCCAUCGUGGAGCGAGCCCAGCAGAUGGUGGAGAUCCUGACCGAGGAGAACCGCGUGCUGCACCAGGAGCUCCAGGGUUACUACGACAAUGCCGACAAGCUGCAUAAGUUUGAAAAAGAACUUCAGAGGAUUUCAGAAGCCUAUGAGAGCCUGGUCAAGUCCACUACCAAGCGAGAAUCGCUGGACAAGGCGAUGAGGAACAAACUGGAAGGCGAGAUCCGAAGACUUCAUGAUUUCAACAGAGACCUGCGAGAUCGGCUGGAGACCGCCAACAGGCAGCUGUCUAGCAGAGACUAUGACGGGCACGAAGACAGAGCCGCAGAGGGGCUUUAUGCUUCCCAGAACAAAGAAUUCUUGAAGGAGAAGGAGAAGUUGGAAAUGGAGUUAGCAGCAGUGCGGACCGCGAGCGAGGACCACCGGAGACACAUCGAGAUCCUGGACCAGGCUCUGAGCAACGCCCAGGCCAGAGUCAUCAAGUUGGAGGAGGAGCUACGAGAGAAGCAAGCCUACGUGGAGAAGGUUGAGAAGCUCCAGCAGGCCCUGAGCCAGCUACAGUCUGCAUGUGAGAAGCGAGAGCAGAUGGAGCGGAGACUGCGGACCUGGCUGGAGAGAGAGCUGGAUGCGCUGAGGACCCAGCAGAAACAUGGAAAUGGGCAGCCAGCCAGCGUGCCGGAGUAUAACGCCCCAGCCCUCAUGGAACUUGUGAGGGAGAAGGAGGAGCGGAUCCUGGCCCUGGAGGCCGACAUGACCAAGUGGGAGCAGAAGUAUCUGGAGGAGAGCACCAUCCGCCACUUCGCCAUGAAUGCCGCAGCCAGUGCGGCGGCCGAGAGGGACACCACGAUCAUCAACCACUCGCGGAAUGGCAGCUACGGCGAGAGCUCGCUGGAGGCGCACAUCUGGCAGGAGGAGGAGGAGGUGGCGCAGGCCACCAGGAGGUGUCAGGACAUGGAGUACACCAUUAAAAAUCUCCAUGCCAAAAUCAUAGAGAAGGAUGCCAUGAUUAAAGUCCUUCAGCAGCGAUCCCGUAAAGAUGCCGGGAAGACAGACUCCGCGAGCCUGCGUCCUGCCCGCUCCGUCCCGUCCAUCGCUGCGGCCAGCGGGACUCACUCCCGCCAGACCUCCCUCACCAGCGGCCAGUUAGCCGAGGAGAAGAAGGAGGAGAAGACCUGGAAGGGGAGCAUAGGCUUGCUGCUGGGGAAGGAGCUCCCAGAGCACUCCUCCACGGCCCCGGCCGCGGCGCUGUCCCCCCUAGCCUCCACCGCCUCGGCCAGCAGCGCCCACGCUAAGACGGGCAGCAAGGACAGCAGCACCCAGACAGACAAGAGCGCUGAACUCUUCUGGCCCAGCAUGGCCUCCCUGCCCAGCCGCGGCAGGCUGAGCGUCACCCCUUCCAACAGCCCGGUCCUGAAACACCCGGUGGCCAAAGGACCUGCAGAGAAACCCGAGAACCUUCCUGGCCACGGGAAGUCCCCUGACCACAAAGGCCGCGUCAGCAGCUUGCUCCACAAGCCCGAGUUUCCUGACGGAGAGAUGAUGGAGGUUCUCAUCUAACACCGGGCGUCCCUGCUGAAUCCGUAGUGGGACCUUGACAAAUGAGGAACGCGGCCGAGAGGGAGAAGAGAGAUCAAGAAAGUUGUGGAUGGGAAAUCAGGAAUGAUUGGUACUGAUAAAGACUUUAAAUUUAGUAAGAACACUUUUUACAAAUGUUAAAAAACAUUCAGAAGACCUACAUGAAGACCGUGCUACGGAUUUGUAUUGCAUAUGGUGGAAGAGAGAAGACGCAUGUAGGUCUGGAAACAAGGAAGUCACAGGAAAUGGAAUUUUCGUUGUAUAGAAAAUGUAUCUCUGGGGGAGGGUCUGUGUACACCUGCUCUUUGGUGAUAAACAUAAACCUGAAUGUGGAUUUUCCUUGAAAUAGCCCCAUUCUCCUUGCCUCUUAGCAUGUUUUUUUUUCUCAAGAAAAACCUCCUAGAAGUCUCCGAGAGCCCAUCUCACACAAUGUAAUGUCACCCGUGCCAUCCGGUGUGUUCUGUGAAUGUGUGGGGGGGUGUGGCAGUGAGAAGAAGUGUCCUGGGGGGAGGGGCUUAGAAAGAGGUUCUCACCUAACUCUCUGCUUGGUUUGGAUUUUCAGGAGAUUGUGGGGCUUCUUAGCUUUUCUGGAUUCCACAGUAAAAGUACAGAACAGGACGGGAGUAUUAUGAUUUUGGUGCUCAAACUCCCUGACCGCUCUGAGUUCCUCUUCCUCUGCUUCAUUCUCUUUCACUUGCUCUUCUUUUCCGUCACUUUAUUUUCCCUUGUUAAUAAGACACAGCAGAAUUCCUUAGGUCUAGGAUUUAUUAGAGCAGAAUCUGAUCUCUGUUCUAUAGUGACCAGUGGGACAAGGCCACAUGCUGGCUCCUUCCUCCACCUUGCAGUCUUCCGGCUGCAGCUGUUAAUCUCAUUGUGACCAUGAACGAGGUCAGUUUUGAUGAGGCAGACGAUUCCAUGGUCCCUAUGACAUCAUGCAUUCAGCUCUAGGCCCUGGCUUUUCUCUGUCACAUCAGCCCCCUUGCAUAGAGCUUGCUCUUUCCACCCCACUGCUCUGUUGGGCUGGGACUUUUCAGGACUGCCCUCCAGGACAUGGAGGACACUUGACUUGGUGGCAUCCAGAGUCUCACCAGGCAGCUUGUACCACUUUCUAGAAUUUGUGGCUCAUGAACAUACUCCCCACGGUCCCCGCCCUCUGGCACUCUUCUGGUAGCUGUUGACGAGCGUGUAGAUUGCCAUGUUAACACAUCAGUUUUCCUCUGUCGUGGACUUGCUUUGUCGUCUAACAGGCCAGUAUAUGUAUAUACAGUGCAGUCACGUUUUUUGAGGUUUCCAUCCGGGACAAGUUGACCAAAGUAAGACAGAAGUGCCAUGUUGAAGAGCCAGGGGCGGGUGAGGUAGGGAACCUCUUACCCCUGUGUGUGGUGGCAUGGCUGACACACCUAAGAGGGGCUGCGCAGGAAAGAGGAGCAGCGGAUCAGGCUGUCCCGUACUCUUGUGGGGCCCUGAUGCUUUUCUGCCUCCAGGCCAGCUGGAUCCUUCUCAUGCCAGGUCCUUCCCCUCAUGCUUACUUAAGGGAAGGGAGAAAAAGAGCAUGGAUCUCAGACCUUCCCAGAUUCCACCUGAGUGGAGCCCUGAAGGCCACACUUCUCAGGAAAUUGUCCUUGGGUGGCUUAUUUUAGAGUUGGUCUUUCAAGUGCAAGGUGGCUAGUGCCAUAGCCUCCCCAGAUUGAAAUGGCAAAAGGAGGACCCAGCUGUGGACUGGAGAGGGGGAAGAAGGAAAUCUGUGGCCUUGGCCGGAGGGGGCAUAGUGAGUGUGACACUUCAGGACCUGAUUCUUCCCGAGCUCUGCUCUGUGUGGGGUGCUGACCGCCUCGAGCCCCCUCCGGCGAGGGAUUGAGCAGCCUGCCUAGUGGCCCGGACUUGUGCCAGUGUGGAUGCGGGCGGGGGUGGGGCACAGGAGGUGCCCUCCCAAUCUCUGCUCCUCGGCACUUUUUACAGGUGGUGAGGCCCAGGUGAUGGCAGCUGUUUCUCUUAAGGAUAUUUUGAGCCCCAGUGAAUGUUGGGAAUGGACCAGGCAUGAAAGGGUCUGGAGAUAGAAGAGCAAGUCUCCUCUGCCAGCCUCAGCCUCCACUGGGCCACCCCAAACUCGGGCUGUCUCCCCUAGACAUGGGUAGAAGUGAGAGCCAUAGCCCUGUAUCUCCCAAGCCUCAUAUCUCUGCUACAGUCACCCGCGGGCACCGGGCUCACUUGCGCAGAUCCAGUGCGUUAAGUGUCGUAAUGCAAAUCCAAACAACAUCACCAAUUUCUUUUUUGGUUGUGCUGUGGUCUCUGUCAGUAUUAUUUCUUCGAACUCACUAAGACUCUUCCAUAAGAAAAGGGAUCUCUAGCUUUCAGAUGUGGUUUUUUUUUCUUUUCUGGGAGAUUUCCUGCCCCACCAGGACCCCCUGAUGCUGGCUUGUCAUGUUUGCAGCUUUCUCGAAGCCUUGCUUGCACAUAGGAGAAAAGGAUUGCAAAUACUGAGCCCCUGUUCUGCAUUCUGGGCAGUUUACAAUCCUUUCUCUCAUUUGAUUUUCAGGAAAAUAAUGCCAGCUCUGUUUUUUAGUGCUGACUAUAUGCAGGCAGGGUGGUAAGUACCUUUUAACAAGUCCCUGAGCCACCUGGGGAGCCAAGGCUAGUUUCUCCGUAUUUCACAGGGGAGGAAACCAGGGCUCAGCGAGACUAAGUCCCUCCCCAAAGCCUCACAGCAGUAGUAUCGGAACCAACGGUCUGAGAGAGGAGCUGUGCUCCCGGCACAGGCUGGACAUGCCACGCCUUGGCCCGCUCUGCCCCCGUCUAUAAUGUGCUCGCACACUGACCAGGGUAUCAUGGGGAACAGGUGUUGCUGGAUCCCAGCAGCUAAUUUCAGAACAAGUGCAUUAGCUUGUUCUUCUCUCGGCUUUUCUUCUGCCUCCCAGAGGCUGAUGGCCCAUUCCAGGCAGACAUGCAGGACAAGACUGCCGCCCCCCUCCCAGGGCUUUGGUUGGAGGGCAGAGAGCAGUGGGGGUGUUCUCUCUUCAGUCCUGCAGGGCUAGCUCUUGCGAACGCUUCAUCCACUUGACUGCACAGGGCUCGGGUCGGAUAGUGAGACAGUUGCUCCUUAUGAAUUCUGACCUUGGAGCAGGGACUUCAGUGGUCUUUGCAGGGAUGGCCACUGCAGAGAAGCUGACCAUCACUCCCGUCUCCCCCGGGGCUGCCCUCAGCCACCGGUGUCCUCCUGAUGCCGAGCGCUAAUGAGAAGACAGACCCCGUCCCCUGCAGCCUUCAGAGUCGCAGAGACUGCUGUAGCACAGAUGUCAAGGGAGGCUGGGUUCUCGGGAGACAGUGAAGAAUAGAUCGGGCUUCUAAAAGGUUUUGAGACAGGGAGCUCGUGCGUGACUGCACUGAACUCCCCUGAGCCUAAAGAGGCGUGUUUUCCGAAACCAAAGUCCUGCUCCAGUCUGCGCUUGGAGUCAGGAGAGCAUGCUUCCGUGUGCUGCUGCAAAUGAACUUGCACUCCUGAGCAAAGAAGUUCCGUGGCCGUGGUAAGAGGGAACCUGCAGAUAUUCUUAAAUGGUAAAGCCAUCGUGUAGUCACAGUGUCCAACCGUAGUGGCUUUUCCAACAUCCCCAAGCCGGAGGCAAUCAUGGUAGAUGCUUUCUAAAUAUUGCUUUUCUUUUCUUCCUUCUUUGCUAAUUAAUCGAUGUGCUUAAAAUGUCUUCGUUCCAUGUGAGGUGUGGUUAAUCAGCUUGCCUCUGAUGCUUGGCUCCGUAGGAGAUGGGCGGAGUAAUUAAGAAGCUGACCCAACUGGGAGCAUGUCAAGGUCAGCAUUUCAGUAAAUGGAUUUCUUCUGGAACUAAUGAGCAAUUUUCUCUCUUCCUUUUAAGUAGUAUAUCCUAUUCUUGUUUAGUAAUUUAAUGAUAAACGAAGACCGUGUAUAUGUCAGUGCAUACAUAUGAGGUAUGACGGCAAGGUUGUGUGUUGGGUUUCAUUUCUUAGUAUCUGGAAGAUCCAAGUGUUUCAUCUCAGCCCUUCCUCAAACCGUGACCCUUUGGGGGACUGUACUGAUCGCUGCCCCGCUGCUCAAGUGGAAACAGCGAACUCCUCUGUUAGAACAGCCUUUAGGGCCUGGCACAUUCCUUUAAUUAUCCUAACAGAGGAGAAAGGUUCAUCCUUUGAGGAUGGAUUUAAGUGUGGAAAUAAUCCCAGUUGAAUAAAUAAAGACAGGUGAUUAAGGUCAUACCAUUUAAAAAGAAAAUCCCAAAAAUGUUCCUUGGAAUGAGUCUUUCGACUCCUAGGGCCUCUCCAAGUGACCAUUUCUAAGCAGGACGGUAGUCAUCAGUAUGUGUAACUUCUGGUGGGUUCGCUUUUAAAUAUCUUUUCUCUUGCCAUGCCUUGUGUGUGUUCACAUCUCUGCAUACACACAGAUGGACGUGCAUAUUCAUUAGUGUAGACAUCCAGGAGGUGCCCUGUAAAGCCCUGUUAUACUUAAGUGCAUGUUUUUGUCCUGUUAAGCAAUGACUGGGGUGUCGCUUUGUCAUAAAACUUUGCUUCUUCACAGAAUUAAAACCCUGCUCUCAAUAUAAGGAGGUACAUACACAGCAUUUUCUUGUAUCAGCUUCAGUGGUGUGUGUACAUGUGAUUUUGCCUAGGAUUCCAUUUGCAUAUAGACACCUCCAAGUAUUUAUUACUAGCCAGAAUGUAAGCACAUUUAUCCACAGUGGUUUUCUUUGAAUUAAGGUGUUUUCCCUUUUUGUGGAGGGACAGUGGAGCCCCUCCUCUACGGGGCACUA